Alnus glutinosa is the source of this 2338-nucleotide messenger RNA. Its product is annotated as cationic amino acid transporter 1-like. The record is from RefSeq and is a predicted model, not a curated record. The transcript is spliced from 3 exons. Gene Ontology annotation, biological process: transmembrane transport; amino acid transport. The coding region runs from base 251 to 2035 and encodes 594 amino acids. Gene Ontology annotation, molecular function: L-lysine transmembrane transporter activity; L-glutamate transmembrane transporter activity. Gene Ontology annotation, cellular component: plasma membrane. NCBI's taxonomy places the organism in Eukaryota, Viridiplantae, Streptophyta, Magnoliopsida, Fagales, Betulaceae.
UCGACGUCUUAGUACUCUCUGCUUUAUAUAUCUCCCACACUUUGCUUUAUCUCCCACACUUUGGAGCUUCAGGGGAAUUUUGAAGCUUUCGAUCGAACUCUCUUCUGCUGCCAAAAUCUCUUAGAUAAAGUAGCUUCAUUCAUUCAUGUCCUCAUCUUUCCUCUGUUUUCUUGGCAACCAAACGUAGAGUAGAAAACAUUCCCAUUCAAUUUCACAUACUUCUUCACGUUUUUAGUUUGUGCAUGUUAGAAUGGACGUGGGUGAUGAGGCGAGUUUUGAAGGGAUCAUCGAAACAAGAUGCUGUGCCUGCUACUCAAAGAAUGGUUCUGAUCACCCCAAGAAUUCAUUCGAGAGCAGCGGAAACUAUUUCCGAGCACUUAUGGAGAUUCCGUGGCGGUUGGCAGACAGGAUCUCGAGCCGGUCAGCUGACCAAAUGGAGCUGGUGGAGGUGAAGGCUCGGAGCCAGCAUGAUAUGAAGAAGACACUCACGUGGUGGGACCUUAUGUGGUUCGGCAUGGGCGCCGUCAUCGGUUCCGGCAUCUUCGUCCUCACCGGUCUUGAGACCAGGAUCCAUGCCGGCCCUGCUGUGGUCUUGUCUUUCGUUGUUUCUGGCAUCUCCGCCUUGCUUUCUGUUUUCUGCUAUACUGAGUUUGCGGUGGAGAUACCCGUAGCAGGCGGUUCAUUUGCGUACCUAAGGGUAGAGCUUGGAGAUUUUGUGGCCUUCAUCGCCGCCGGCAACAUCCUUCUCGAGUACGUAAUCGGCGGAGCUGCUGUAGCACGUUCUUGGACAUCUUAUUUCGCCACUCUCUGCAAUCACGUAGACAAUGAUUUCCGUAUUACAGUCCAUAGUCUCCCAGAGGACUACAGAUAUCUCGACCCCAUUGCCGUUGUUGUCAUCGCCGUCAUCUGUGUCAUCGCCGUCAUCAGCACCAAGGCAUCUUCACGUGUCAAUUACAUCGCCACAAUUGUUCAUAUUGUCGUCAUCAUCUUCAUCAUUAUUGCUGGCCUUACAAAAGCAGAUAUUAAGAACUACACGCCGUUUGCCCCUUUCGGUGUUCGGGGCAUCUUUCAGGCUUCAGCAGUGCUAUUCUUCGCCUAUGUUGGAUUUGAUGCCGUUUCAACCAUGGCCGAGGAGACAAAGAAUCCCGCUCGAGACAUCCCAAUCGGUCUUUUAGGCUCGAUGGUGAUUACCACAUUGGUGUAUUGUUUGCUAGCGGUAGUUCUAUGCCUUAUGCAGCCGUAUAGUGAAGUUGAUACAUAUGCUCCGUAUUCAGUAGCAUUUGAAGCCGUAGGGUUGGGGUGGGCUAAGUACAUAGUUGCUGUCGGAGCACUGAAAGGCAUGACAACCGUUUUGCUUGUCGGAGCUGUAGGCCAAGCUCGGUAUCUCACACACAUAGCGCGUACCCACAUGAUUCCCCGGUGGUUUGCCAAAGUGGACGGCAGAACAGGGACACCCAUCAACGCCACAGUCGUCAUGCUCGUCGCCACUGCAGUCGUCGCCUUCUUCACAAAGCUCGAGAUUCUUGCGAACCUCCUCUCAGUCUCCACCCUGUUUAUCUUCAUGCUUGUUGCUGCUGCGCUCCUUGUGCGACGCUACUAUGUCAGCGGGGUGACGACAUUGGCGAACCGCGUCAAGCUCAUUGUGUGUCUCUGGCUUAUAAUUGGUUCUUCCAUUGGAACUGCUGCUUAUUGGGGAAAAAGUGACGGUUGGAUUGGGUACACAAUAACUGCGCCAAUUUGGCUGAUUGGAACCGUCGGGCUUUGGGUUUUGGUUCCACAUGCAAGAAAUCCAAAACUUUGGGGAGUGCCAUUGGUUCCAUGGCUGCCAUCAACUUCGAUUGCCAUCAAUAUAUUUCUUCUUGGAUCGAUAGAUAAAGCGUCGUUCAUAAGGUUCGGGAUAUGGACUGGAAUUAUGUUGGUUUACUAUUUGUUUUUCGGGUUGCAUUUGUCGUAUGACAAGGCAAAGGCGUCUGGGGAGAAGAGGAUGGAUGAUGGUGCGCAUUUGAAGGUGGUCGAAGACGGGGUUAACACUUGAGCGACUGGUUCUGGUUCAGCUGGUAUGAACGUCGGCAAUGCUUCAACAUUUGGUGGCAGUUCGAUGACUAAAACAAAUAGCCGUUCAUAUUGUGAAGGAGAGAGAGAGAGAGAGCCAAGUAUUCCACACCCUUUUUCUUUUUUUUCUUUCUCUAAAUGUGCACAUGAUUUCGGAUCUGGAUUGUAUACAAUAAUUUGUCCGAAUCUUAGAAAAUUCAAGCAGGUGAGAUGAUUGUAAGAUAACAUUUAUAAACUCACUUGAUCGAAUAAUUGAUUGAAUAAACUUUUUAUUUGGUCAAGUAAA